Puccinia triticina is the source of this 405-nucleotide messenger RNA. RefSeq lists its product as uncharacterized. The coding region runs from base 1 to 405 and encodes 134 amino acids. The record is from RefSeq and is a predicted model, not a curated record. The transcript has a single exon. NCBI's taxonomy places the organism in Eukaryota, Fungi, Basidiomycota, Pucciniomycetes, Pucciniales, Pucciniaceae.
AUGUAUGCGCAGCCGGUUAACUGGUGUUGCAGUGAAAAUACACAGUAUUACAACGUGCUUCGCUUGGAUGUCAAUGCCAAAGCCCCAGCGCCCUCCUUGCGCAGACUUGGUGUCCGCUGUGGACAAAGAACGGGGCUCAAUACACCCAAUAUUAACAUCUUGUUGAGGAUCCAAAUCAAUGGACCCCGCCUGGAUCAACAUGCGGCUCCUCCCGGAAACGAGUUUCGAGAUUGUGAUGAAUCUCCUCAACCUUAUCGAGCUUCCUUUGUUCUCUUGCUUUCUCUUGUGAGCUUCGCAUGUGAGCUUGACAUAUCCAAACUUGCCGGCCAUCAAGGCCAAUCGAUUCACUUGCUGCUGCUGGUCGGCCAUCGACUCCAUUCAAUUUUUAGGAAUGCUGUCCUCUGA